UAUAUACGAAUGCCGGAACACCAGAGAACGCAUCAAAACAGCGGCAUUCGGAUGCGGCGUCUUGUGGUUUUGUUGUCGACCUUUCUGAGCUUUUGGGAGUGUUUGUGGCCUGUGCACUGUCAGUAGUAAACUCUCAAGGAAGGAAGAAAAGAUCGACCCGCAUGGCCCAGCCUAAAGGACUAAGCCAAAGCAAGGAAGCUCUGCUCAAGUCCUACACCAAGCGACUGAAGGAUGACAUGAAGUCCAUGAUCGACAACUUCACCGAAAUCAUAAAGUCCACGAGGGUUCCACUCGAAGAGGAAGGACAAGUGCUCAGACCGUUACAAGUGACUCAGGAUCAAUACGAGAUGCACGUGCGAGCUGCCAACAUCGUAAGAGCCGGCGAGUCUCUCAUGAAGUUGAUCUCGGACAUCAAGCAGUACCUGAUCCUCAACGAUUUUCCCUUCGUGAACGAUUCCAUAGCGCAAAACAGCCAGCGCUACUGCUCCGUACAGAUGGACUGUGAUCAACGGCUCAUGUCCUUGCGUGACGACAUGGCUGCCGAACUUUACGAUCUCGAAGAAGAGUACUAUUCCUCUUGUUACAAGUAAAUAAACGGCGUUAGUAUAACCAG
Molecule: messenger RNA, 613 nt
Organism: Ixodes scapularis (black-legged tick)
Lineage: Eukaryota; Metazoa; Arthropoda; Arachnida; Ixodida; Ixodidae
Gene: MED22
Product: mediator of RNA polymerase II transcription subunit 22
Exons: 2
Coding region: 162-590 (142 amino acids)
Biological process (GO): regulation of transcription by RNA polymerase II
Cellular component (GO): mediator complex
Molecular function (GO): transcription coregulator activity
Source: RefSeq, a predicted model, not a curated record